AUGGCAUCAGACAUCCAACAAACACCGUUUAUCAAGCAGCUCGCUGCUAAUGACCGACCAACCCGCGACAAAGCCCUCGAAUCCUUGAAGACCUUUCUCUCCGGCCGGCGCGACCUCCCACCUCUCGAGCUCUUAAAACUAUGGAAAGGCCUCUUCUACUGCCUCUGGAUGUCUGACCGUCCAAUCCCGCAACAAAACCUCUGCACCUCUCUCGCCUCUCUAAUCUCCAUCCUCCCCUCAGAAACAGUAAUUCCUUUCCUGCGCGCAUUCUGGCAGACAAUGCAAAGAGAGUGGUUGAACAUCGAUGUUUUACGGAUGGAGAAGUUCUUACUGCUAGUGAGGCGGUAUGUGGGUGCUAGCUUUGAGCAGCUGAAGAAGGGAGGAUGGAAGGAGGAGGAAGUUGGAGAGAUGAAGGAAUUGUGGGGAGAGGUGCCGUUGAAUGUUGAGGAUCUCAGGGUCCCGAAUGGCAUCCGGUUUCAUGUUUUGGAUCUUUGGGUUGAUGAGUUGGAGAAAGUGGGCAUGCUUGAGGAGGGGAAUGAGGAAGUAUUGGAGAAUUUGCUUGAGCUGGUGAGGAAACUGGCGAAGGACAGCCCUACGAAGGCUGUGAGGAAAAAGGCGAAGGAGGCGUUGUGUGAUGAGAGGCUGCCGGGGAAUGAGCAGGUGGAAGAAGAGGAACUGGAUGAUGGGUGGGGUGGAAUUCAUGAAUAA
Messenger RNA from Hyaloscypha bicolor E, 708 nucleotides. RefSeq lists its product as uncharacterized. NCBI's taxonomy places the organism in Eukaryota, Fungi, Ascomycota, Leotiomycetes, Helotiales, Hyaloscyphaceae. Gene Ontology annotation, cellular component: nucleus; preribosome, large subunit precursor; preribosome, small subunit precursor. The coding region runs from base 1 to 708 and encodes 235 amino acids. The record is from RefSeq and is a predicted model, not a curated record. The transcript is spliced from 2 exons. Gene Ontology annotation, biological process: rRNA processing.